CUACCUAUUAGAAAUAGCUGCAAAUCCAGAAAAAUGCACUAUAUGUGUGGUACAAAGAGUGGAGUAAACAUGCUGCCGCAGAAUAUUCUAGGAUUUCUUGUGCUGAUAUUAGUCUUGUCAUUUGCCUCUGCAUUUUCGGAAGAGUCUCAGGAAGAUGAAGAUGACGGCACAGAAUUAAAGCAUUACUAUCCUAUUUCAUCUAACUAUAAGAAGACGAAGUUCGUCUGCCCCGCCAUUUAUGGCAAGUAUGCGCACGAGACGGAUUGUUCCAUGUUCUACGAGUGCCGAUUCGGAUACCCUCACCUCAUGAAGUGCACGCGGGGCAAGCUCUUUGAUGAGAAGAAAGAAGAGUGCAAAGAUGCCAGGAGGGUGAAGUGCAAGCGAGACAAGAAGAAAGACAAGGAUAGCAGCAGCAGCAGCAAUGAAGACAGUCGCAGCAAAGAGAGCAGCGAGGAGGUGACCACUGAGAAUUUCAAGUGUCCAUACAUCUGGGGUACCUUCGCCCACCCAGUAGACUGCUCCAAGUACUUCGUCUGCAUUUACAAAGUGCCGACACUCUACCAAUGUUCCAAAAAAGAGCUGUACGACACCAAAAGCCGUAAGUGCCGAGACAAAAGAAGAGUGAGAUGUGGUGACAGACUGGACAGAGAUCAAAUGAAAACGAGUAAGAGACCAAGCACAAAAAGCUAUACAACACCUACUGGAACAGAGGAAAUAACGGUGACCACAGAAGCACCAACCACAAAAGAGGCUCAUGAUUUCGGAUGUCCGUUCCCAAAUGGUCGAUUUGCAAAUCCUUCCAAUUGCUCUCUGUAUUAUGAAUGCAAAUCUGCUGUCCCGACUCUUCAGCAAUGCCCAGAGUCCACCCUGUACGACGAACGCAAGGAAGAAUGUCGAGAUGACAUAUUGGUCAGGUGUGGCGAAAGGCCUGGUGGUGUUAUUGAAGAUGACUCCUCAGAAGAAAAGAAAGAAGAGAAGAAAGAAUACCGUUGUCCAUACACCUGGGGUCUAUUUCCACAUCAGGACGACUGUUCUAAGUACAUCAUCUGUAUAUACAACGUCCCCACCGUAUUCAAUUGCAAGAAGACAGAGCUCUUUCAUGCGAAGUACAAAAGAUGCUUUCCCAAAGAGCUCGUCACUUGCGAUUACAGAAUCAAUCCUGAUGAUUUAUUCCCGCCUUCAAAGAAAACCACUGUGAUUACAGAAACUACCUCUAUUUCAACAACUAUCACUACAACAACAAUGACGACACCGGAAGUUAGCACAACUACUGAAACCUCUACGACUACAACAACCCCUACAACUACUACAACUCCCACGACCACCACAACACCUACAACUACUACUACUCCUACCACCACCACAACUCCUACAACUACUACUAUACCUACGACUACCACAACACCGACUACAACCACCACUACUCCUACGACUACCACAACUCCUACAACCACUACUACUCCUACGACUACCACAACUCCUACAACCACUACAACUCCGACACCCACUACCACUCCAAUCACUACCACCACUCCUACAACAACAACGACUCCAACAACCACCACAACUCCAGUUCCAACCACAACUGAAACUACCAAAGUAACCAAACCUAACACCCCGCCACCAACAGACUGUGAAGAAGACGACCUGGAUUGCAUAAUCGACGAUACAGGCGACGUGUCACGUUGGUUCGAUUGUCCUGAGAGAUAUGGUCACUUCCCCCACGGAAGUAGCCACCAACUCUUCAUUCAUUGCGACAACUGGCAUCCCUACGUCAAGAGAUGCGCCGAAGACACUGCCUUCUCACCCAAAUAUCUUGUCUGUAUGUGGAUUGAUAAACCUGGCCAGAAAUCGCACUCUUAAAUGAAAUAAUAAAUGACUUUUCGGCUGAAAUUCAUUUCAGCUUAAUAUCAUUUCUUCAUAAAAUUAUCAUUCAUUAAAGUGAAAUUGUGUCAAAUGGGUUGAAAAAUGGGCCUAGAAGUUUACAAUAUCAUUUAUUUAUUAAUUUACCACAGAAUGAAAUGAGAUUGUGCAAAUGGGUUGGAAAAUGGGCUAAUAAGUGUCUUUUUUUUUAAAUUUUGUUUGCAUAUCAUUUUACUGCCUAAAUAGAAAACUGGUAAUUUAUAAUUGCGAUGCUUAUUGGUGAGAAUCCGUCAAUCUAAGAAUUGUUACCUUUCAGUGCUAUUACUCACAUAUAAAAAAAGCAAAAAAGAAUUUUAUAUGUUCUCAUCUUUUGGCACAAUCUCACCUGAUUUUACAGUAUGCGUUUGAUUUAAUAAGAUAACAUGCAAGAAACGCUGGCAAAUAUUUAAGAAAGAAUGCCAUCUUUAUGUGGAUGAAUUCUCAUGACGUUACAAUUACUUGAUAAAUUGCGUAUAUCAUCUUAUUGUUUCGCUUUAGACUAUAGUAGCAAAAAAGAAAAUUCUAAAAAGAAAACCAUUUCAAAUUUCCACUCAACAUUAUGUAAUAAAGAGAAUGAACAUUGAAAAAUCUGAAAACGACCUUUUAAAGCAAAAAAAUGACAAAAUCAAUCAAAUUAGAUGAAAAUAAUUUCGAACACACUGGUGGAGAUAUUUUUUAAAAUGUCAUAAAAUGUAAUCUAGCGACUCAAUUAAGAAAAAUGUACUAAGGUAUUCUGGAUUCCAAAACACAUCAAUCAUUAGACUUGACUUAAAUUUUACUAUAUACAUGAAAAAGAAUACUUUGAUGAACCAAGAAGAAAAUUUAAACAGAAAACGAAAAGUAACUAAGCAAAGUUUAAGAACAAAUUUUAAAAAAAUCUAUAAAAUUAAUAUUUGUAUAAUUCGAAUCCAGUAUUAAUAUUCGAACUUGAAUUAUAUUACCGAAGAAAAUAGAACGAAAAUAAUAAUUAAAUUCACAAUUUUUUCGAUCAUUAAAAGUAUUGUUCUUGCCGUUGUUAGGAGUUGUUCUUAAAACAGCGAUUGUUCGAUACGGAAUAGACUUCACAUUUAAAAUGGCGGGCAUUUUUAUGCUUGUCAUGUAAGGACAAACUGUUCUCAUUCUAUCUCCACACUUUAAUAAUAUAACUUUUUUUCUUUUAAUUAAUGACAUACCGUUUAAAUAGCUUAUCGGCUGUGAGAAAAACUUUUCUGUCUAUUGAAAUUCAUCAAUCAUCCAGUUGACAAAGCGGCCAUCCAUAAGCGCAGACGAUCUAGUAAGGUUUGCUUUCCAAAGAUAGCAGCAAUGUUUCAGUUACGUUGGCCACAAAAUUAUUAUUAUUAUUAUUAUUUUAGAGAGGAGAUUUUAAAGAUUUUUUGGGUAUUUUUAUUUUGCAUAUCCGCUUUUUUAAAAUUUUAUAAAUGAUCAUUGUUUGUCUGCUUUUAAGAAUGGCAACAAGCUGUACUUUUAUUAUUAUUUUUUUAGAAUUCUUCCUUUACUAAAGUAAAUAAAAUGCUGUUGCCAUGGGAUCAUAAUUAUCUCUGUAGUUCUUGCUUUCUCACUUAAUUGUUUAUUAACAUAAUUUUGUUAAAAUAAUUUAAAUUCUUCCUAAAUAAUGAAAACUAAUUGUGGAAACUCAAUUAAGAAUAAAUUCAGCUUCUUCGGAAUGUUACUGAUAAGCGUGAUAGGAUUUAUGCUACCAAACUUUGCAAUUGUAAAGGUAAGAGCUUCUUGUUAUUUCGUAAAUACGGUAUAUUCUCGAAACUUUUAUUUGGAUACAAGUAUUUAUGUGAAUUAUUUCAAUGAAAUGAUCAUAUUGAAUAAUAAUUAGAGUUGGAGUGAUUAUUUUCAAUAAUAAAAGAAUAUAGGUUAUUUGGUUAUGUGAAAUUGAAAUAAAAUAUACACAUAUUUUGCUAGUACAUAGAAAUAUACACAUUACAUGUCCAUAGCUUGAAGAAUUUUUUUCUUUCCACAUCUUCCCAGAUUCAGUAUCUAGACUUUUCCUAAUAUAAAAUGACCCCUUUGAAGGAGGUAUUUUCUAAAAAAGUCAUUAAUCAUUAAUUAUUUUUAUGUAAAAAGAGUGAAAUAUUCCAAUAUCGAAAUUAAGUGAUCCCCAGAACUCCGAUAUUCUAUGUUUUGUAUAUAUUCUGUUACUGUGUUUUCUUAUUAUGAAAUCUUUCUUAUUUGAAAAGCUUUUGCAUUAAUAUGACGUUGUCAUUAAAGAAUGGAUGAAAAAUCAUUUAUAUUUACUAAUAAAGGAUAUAUAACACCA
This is a messenger RNA of Argiope bruennichi, 4171 nucleotides long. RefSeq lists its product as uncharacterized. Gene Ontology annotation, molecular function: chitin binding. The transcript is spliced from 8 exons. The coding region runs from base 34 to 1863 and encodes 609 amino acids. Gene Ontology annotation, cellular component: extracellular region. The record is from RefSeq and is a predicted model, not a curated record. Lineage: Eukaryota; Metazoa; Arthropoda; Arachnida; Araneae; Araneidae.